GGCACAUUGAUUCAAUCUCGGCUCGGAAAAUCAAUCAUAUCUACGCACAGGAAAACUGGAAGCACCAUCAGCAAGCAGGAAAUGGCUUCCCAGAUGACACAUUCAGUGAAAACUGCCGACAAAUACUAUGAUGUGCGCAACACAGAUAAAACAGAUGCCGAGAUGGCGGAGUUCCUUCAUCAUAUAACAACAGGAGGUGAAACAAGCAAGGAAUCCAUGCACCGGGGCCCUCAAAAGAGGUCGAGACAACAAUGAAAAGGAAGCACGGUGAAAGCUCAAAAAGCGAUAAGUCAUCUCCAAAGAAGAGGAAGCAUGAGUCCCCGGGAUCAUCUUCGAAGAAGAGGAAGCAUCGGUCCCCAGGAUCAUCUACGAAGAAAAGGAAGCAUACACAGUCACUAGGAGGGACAUCGUCAAAGCAGAUCGAAAUUGCCGGCACAUCGAAAGAAUUCUCUCGAGAGUUAUUUCCAGAUGAGGCCACUGAGCAGGGUGAAACGGGAGAGCAUGAAGCACUGACACCUGCGCAAGCUUUGCUGAAGGAGACAAUAAGCCCUGGUAAGAGCAUCGUGUCCAAGAUGGCGUGCAGGAAAUACACGAGAGAGGAAAAUAAACUUAUAUACAGAGCAACAAAAAGUUUGCCAGAUAGCGCUGGCACCAACGAAAUAUUCCUGUGUCUGAGUCAGGAUGAACAUGUCGCGAAUAGCCUACUCUUAGCCGAGCACACACGCCAGUCCCUCAGGGACAAAUUUAGAGGACUAAGAAAAACACUCAAUGAGAGGAAAAAAACCAAGUAG
Dendronephthya gigantea is the source of this 791-nucleotide messenger RNA. RefSeq lists its product as uncharacterized. NCBI's taxonomy places the organism in Eukaryota, Metazoa, Cnidaria, Anthozoa, Malacalcyonacea, Nephtheidae. Bases 252 to 791 code for a protein of 179 amino acids. The record is from RefSeq and is a predicted model, not a curated record. The transcript has 8 exons.